AUGUCAGUGGAGAGUGCAGGGCAGGGGCCGUGGCCCGGGCCGGGGCCGGGGCCGGGGCCGGGGUCGGGGUCCGAGCCGGGGCCGCUCUGCCCCGAACACGGCCAGGUUCUGAGGUGGUUCUGCUGCUCUGAACGACGGCCCGUGUGCGCCGCCUGCGCGGGACUGGGCGGCCGCUGCCGGGGGCACCGCAUCCGCCGGGCCGAGGAGCGCGCGGAAGAGCUGCGGAACAAGAUUGUGGACCAGUGUGAGAGGCUGCAGUUACAGAGUGCUACCAUCACCAAGUAUGUGGCUGACGUCCUGCCAGGGAAGAACCAGGGAGCAGUGAGCACAGCCAGUGCAGCACGGGAACUGGUCCUCCAGCGGCUGGGUCUGGUGAGGAGUCUGUGUGAGACCGAGGAGCAGAGGCUGCUGGAACAGGUGCACGGUGAAGAGGAGCGGGCCCAUCAGAGUAUACUGACGCAGCGAGUACACUGGGCCGAGGCACUGCAGAAGCUCGACACCAUCCGCACCAGCCUGGUGGACAUGCUCACCCAUCUGGAUGACCUCCAGCUGAUUCAGAAGGAGCAGGAGAUUUUUGAGAGGACGGAGGAAGCAGAGGGCAUUUUGGAUCCCAAGGAGUCGGAAAAGUUAAACUUUAACGAGAAGUGCACUCGCAGCCCACUACUGACCCAGCUCUGGGCGACAGCCGUUCUCGGGUCCCUCUCAGGCACGGAGGACGUGCGUAUCAACGAGAGGACUGUCAGCCCCUUCCUGCAAUUGUCAGAUGAUCAAAGGACCCUGACCUUCAACGCCAAGAAGUCCAAGACCUGUGCAGAUGGCCCGGAGCGCUUUGACCACUGGCCCAAUGCCCUGGCCACCACUUCCUUCCAGGCUGGGCUGCAUGCCUGGAUGGUGAACGUCGAAAACAGUUGUGCCUAUAAGGUGGGUGUGGCCUUAGGCCAGCUGCCCCGCAAGGGUUCUGGCAGUGACUCUCGUCUGGGCUACAAUGCCUUCUCCUGGGUCUUCUCCCGCUACGACCAGGAGUUCCGUUUCUCACACGAUGGGCAGCACGAGCCCCUGGCACUGCUGCGCUGCCCAGCUCAGCUGGGGGUGCUGCUGGACUUGCAGGCACAGGAGCUGCUGUUCUACGAGCCAGCCUCGGGCACGGUGCUCCACACCCACCACGCGUCCUUCCCUGGGCCCCUCUUCCCAGUCUUUGCUGUGGCUGACCAGACCAUUUCCAUCGUCCGCUGA
Molecule: messenger RNA, 1233 nt
Organism: Mesoplodon densirostris (Blainville's beaked whale)
Lineage: Eukaryota; Metazoa; Chordata; Mammalia; Artiodactyla; Ziphiidae
Gene: BSPRY
Product: B-box and SPRY domain containing
Exons: 6
Coding region: 1-1233 (410 amino acids)
Molecular function (GO): protein binding
Source: RefSeq, a predicted model, not a curated record